This is a messenger RNA of Trematosphaeria pertusa, 3866 nucleotides long. RefSeq names its product Spc7-domain-containing protein. Gene Ontology annotation, biological process: mitotic sister chromatid biorientation; mitotic spindle assembly checkpoint signaling; protein localization to kinetochore. NCBI's taxonomy places the organism in Eukaryota, Fungi, Ascomycota, Dothideomycetes, Pleosporales, Trematosphaeriaceae. The record is from RefSeq and is a predicted model, not a curated record. The transcript has 4 exons. Bases 27 to 3716 code for a protein of 1229 amino acids.
CACCACGACACCUCCACCCACGCACCAUGGCUAGCGAUCGCGGCAAAGAGAACAUCGCGGACGGGCUGGUCGCCGGCGCGUCUUUCAAGGCGCCCGUGCUGUCGUCGAAGAAGUCCUCGCGGAAAACACGAAGCAAGAGCAUUGGGCCAGGCGGUCUCGGUGCCCCAGAAGCACCCGCGCUGAAGGAGACCAGCGGAAACCGGCGCAAGUCCGCCUUCAUACCCGCAGUCAAGUCCAUCCUCGCCUCGAACGACGAAGACGAGAGGAAACGACGCGAAGCACGUCGGAAGUCGCUUGCAAGGCGACGCGUUUCUUUCGCCCCGGAGGCGACGCUCCACACAUGGGACGUAGUCGAGUACCUGCGCGAUGCGACCAGCUCCUCCGCAUCCUCUGAAGCAACCCGGCGAGCUUCUGGUGUCUCGGAUGCGACGACACACGCAGCACAAACACCAGAUUCAGAUGCGGAGGAGCCUCCAUCCACCCCACCAGAGCGCGUCGAGGAGCCGGAGCCAGAACCCGGAUCCUCCCCCGCCAACCAGCGCGAUCUCCACCAGAAAAAAAACCGACGGCGCAGCUCAGGGAUCCCUCCCAUGAACUUCAACAAUCCAGAGGAUGUCUUCUCCUCGAGUCCGCUGAGCGGCGACAACGAUUCUCCCGCCGGCACGGAGAACCUUGGGAAUGAUUCGGAUGACGACGGCGCAGCUGCGAAGAUGGAUGACUCGCUUGACUCCAACGACUCGCAGAGCAGCGCUAAGUUAGAUGCUGCGCUGCGACAGGCUGCCGCCCGCGCUGGCACGCAGCGGUUGGAUCUGGACGACGAUGAGGACAUGUCUAUGGUCAUGGCAGAGGACGACAUCACCGCAUCAUUCAAGCCUUGGGCACAGCAGAGCCGAAGGCCCGCCGCUGAGGAUCAGGACAACGCCGACCCAUUUUCUCCUGCUAUAGCAGAAUUGCGCACUGCCGGCGGAGACGAGGACAUAAGCAUGGACAUUACACGUGCCGUCGGUAGGAUUAUCGCUCACCCAGAGGCUCAGAGCCCGCAAUCUGAUGAUACGAGCAUGGAGCUCACGAUGCCGCUUGGAAGCAUCCAGGCUGUAAGCGCCAAAGAGACAGGGAACCGAAGGAAGAGCCUCAAGCGCAGGGCGUCGCUCGCUGAGACAUCCCAAGGCAGUCCAGCCAAACGUCCUGCGGGCCGUAGGACUAGUCUGCGACAUCGAGCCACUCACGACGGAAGUCCCUCUUCCGACGACCAGACAAUGGAGCUUACCAUGGUAAUGGGAAGCAUAAAGAGCCAGUCUUCUCGCAAGUCUGAGGAAGAGCCAGGGAGGCGAAACAGCGUGGACACUUCUUUCGGUGAUGAGACCAUGGACCUCACGCUUGCUGUAGGAGGCAUCAAGGAUGCCCAACCUGCCCACAUGGCGGAGAAAAGCGAACCAGACGACGAAGACUUGUCCAUGGAAUUUACGAAGGUGGUUGGACCCGGCAUCAAGCAUCUAAACAAAUCGGUCGAAACACCAGUGAAGGCUACGAUUGUGGCACAAAACUCGACAACAAAGGCGAAGACGCCCAUGCCAGGGCAAUCACCUCGAAAGUCCCCUGGUCGGCCGAAAGCAUCCGGUUUGAGUGUGACAAGUUCCUCGUCUCCUCAUAAAGCAGUCCAAGCAACUCCCGCGAAGUCCUCCGGGCGGCCACGUCGAAACUUCAAUCUCGCCACUCCAGAGAUACUGCCACUAGCCCAGCAGCGAAUAGAAGACUUCGAGCCAUCACCUUUUGUACGCAGUGCCCAGCAGAGCGCUUCUACGCCAAGCGAAACCGUCUCCACGCCCACGAAUCGGACCCGAAAUGCGCCGGCAAGAAUUCCUGACGACCCUAUCGCUGCUCCGAUCCUUAACCGACGCCGUUCGUCGUUGUCUUCGGUACAGUUUAGCCCGCUUGCCACCGCACGGGGAGAGCCGACCUUGAAGAGCACCGCAUUCCUGACGAAUAGCAUCAAACUUCUUUCCACGCCAAGGAAGCAGACUCUGACUUCGCCUGUAAAGCAUGGUCUAACGCCCAAGAAGUCACAGACGCCUCAAAAGGAGCCGACACCGAAGCACAAGACCUCAACUCCAAAGAGAGCAACGCCAAGGAAGAGCAUCAGCCCGAAGAAGAGGGUGGCAUUUGGAGAUGAGCCGGAGGACAAGGAGAAUGUUUCUGAUGAGGGCGUCGAGGAGGUCGUAGAAGAAGUUGAGCGCAUUUCACUACAAGAAUUCCUCGAGCUGACUAAGAUUCGCUUUAUGGAUCUCAGCACCACCAAGCGUCGACAUACUGCUGCUCCAGCCGCCUUCCAUGACAAAGAGAUUGAGGAGAAGGAUGAGUCUCUGGAUCGCUAUGUGGUGGCAGGCGCUUGCACCCUUCCUGAGUUCGAGCUGUACCAGCAUGCUUGCCACGAGAUGAAGAAGUACAUAUCUGAUGGUCGCCAUUUCGUUCGGACAAUGGAAGCGAACGUCAUGGAAGAGAAUCCGCUGCUGUUCAGCGAAUAUCUCACGGCUCCACCGGAUCAGCGUAUCAUUAUGGACAAUCAAUUCAAGAACUUAAAGACGAGCGCUCGGCUUGAAGCUCGCGGAGAGUGGUACGGAUGGAGGGGCACGCUGCUUCAGGAUCUCAAGGCUGGUCUCCUUGGCACAAUGGAGGGCUUCAAGCGCGAUGAAUCCGUUCUAGUAGAUCAGGAGAAGCUUCUCGAUGCUGUGCUUCCAUCUCUAACGGAGAAGCAAGAGCAGCUAGACAAAGAGUGUAGGCAGCUGCAACAACGGCACGAUGAGCUGAACAGCUGCGAUCGCGAAGAGCUAGAACGGGCUCGCGAGCAACUUGUCUGCUUGGACGCAGAAAUUGAGGGGAAGCGUCAGCUCGUUACACAGUUGCAGGGAGAGCUGGCUGGGAAGGAAUCCCGUAUCGAAGCGGUCAAGGAACGCAAAGCCGAAUGUAUCGCAGAGAUCAAAGCGGCUGAGCGUCUUCGAGAGGAGUGUCGCGGGUGGUCUACGACCGAAAUCAAUGACUUGAAAGCCCAGGUGACUACCCUCGAAAAGGCUCAUAGCUGGAGCAUCACUUCCGCCUCAUCGGGCAUGAUCACUAUGACUCAUCUAAACGAUCUCGAGCUAUACUUCCAGCCUUCUGCCUUUGCAACAGGCGCAAAUACCCCGAACGCCUCCAUCUCUCUAACCUAUGUCGGCGACACGGCUACACCACAUGCUCGACCCUUGACAACGAGCAAACGCUUCUUCCUCCAGCUGAUUCGGGCUCACCUGCACUGUAUCCCCCAGUCACAGACUCGCGUUGCAGAGCUGCUAUCGUUUGUUAAGGCUGGAUGGGCUGCGGCACUUUCCGUGGCCGAAGGUGUCCGAUGGCUUGGGCACAACCACAUCACGGAGGAGUGCAUCCUGUCUGAUGAGCAGAUGGCCAUUUCCUCCAACAUGCUCCUACCCUCUCUCCAGACAAAGAUCAAGGUCACUUUUGAGAUCGGCGUCAGCCUUGGCUUGAACGCGGUAGAGACAGAGGUCGGAACGAAGGCGGAGCUGGUGUAUGGGGAGAAAUACAGCGAGGAGAAGAUGGGUGCGUUCUUGCGGGACUUCUGUGGUGGUCAGGUCAAGCACGAAAAAGACAUGGCGAUUUGGGCCGACGCGAUUCUGGAUCUGGCCGGUAGGCUGAGAGCUACCGGGAGGAAGGGAGAGCGGGCGUGAGGACGGAUCCAAUUUUCUAUGGUCAAUGGUUCUUCCAUGUCGCAUGACGCUCAGAUUGUUACGAGACAUGACGGCGUCCUUGGGCAUCAUCGGCUUGCAGUUCAUGAUGGGAGGUCUUCGUUGUUUGAAUAAAUGAACACAUCUGUAUUG